This is a messenger RNA of Aphidius gifuensis, 2584 nucleotides long. It is a transcript of the gene l(2)dtl, whose product is annotated as protein lethal(2)denticleless-like. Gene Ontology annotation, biological process: proteasome-mediated ubiquitin-dependent protein catabolic process; mitotic G2 DNA damage checkpoint signaling. Gene Ontology annotation, molecular function: protein-macromolecule adaptor activity; protein binding. NCBI's taxonomy places the organism in Eukaryota, Metazoa, Arthropoda, Insecta, Hymenoptera, Braconidae. The transcript is spliced from 3 exons. The record is from RefSeq and is a predicted model, not a curated record. Gene Ontology annotation, cellular component: nucleus. The coding region runs from base 120 to 2060 and encodes 646 amino acids.
GCACAUUCUCGCGCGUUAAUCUGUGAUGUAAACACAUAUUUAUUCACAGCAAAUAAUAAUUAAUAUAAAUACAGUGUUUAUUUAAUUGUUGUUAAUAAAAAAUCAGUGAUUAUUUAAUAAUGAACAUUAUUGAUUCAUUAACACGUCGAACAUCUGGAUUUGAAUCAAUAAGAGAUUAUGAUAUUGCACUUUAUCGACUGAAAAGUCCUCGUGAUAAUAUUUAUCAUGGAAUAACUCCAAAUACUGAAGCUCCUGAUUUUAAUCCUGAACCACCAGUAUUUGCUUGUAAAUUUUCAACAACUAAAAAUUAUGGACACAUACUUGCUCUUGCCAAUGAAGAUGGUAAAAUUGCUUUGCAAGACACAUCAAAAAAAGGCUUACCAAAUCAAGCCCUUGAUGGAUAUCAGGCACAUUGUAAUGCAAUAUUUGACGUAGCAUGGAUGCCAGGCAAGCUUCAACUUGUCACAGCAUCAGGUGAUCAAACAGCUAGACUUUGGGAUGUGUCAAAUUCAGAUUUUACAGAAAUUGGCGUAUUUGGUUCUCACGAUAGAAGUGUCAAAACAGUUGUAUUUAGACCAGAGGAUACAGCAGUUUUUGCAACUGGUGCUCGUGAUGGUGCAAUAAUGGUCUGGGACAUAAGAGCUACUGUUCCUCCCAAUAGUGAAAGAAAACCAGAUUUAUGCAUUAUAAAUGGACAUGUUUCUAAGUCUAAUAAAAGACGACGUGGUGUAUCUGAUGCACAAUCAAGAACACAAAGUAUUACUGGUCUUACUUUUCAAGAUCAAAUGACUUUGAUAUCUGGUGCUGCUGGAGAUGGUCUUAUUAAAGUAUGGGAUUUAAGAAAAAACUAUAGUGUUCAUAAAAAAGAUCCAUUACCAAAGUAUACUAUGGAUUAUUCUGGUGGAAGUACUAAAAAUGGUUUUACAUCGUUAAUUGUUUGCCCAGUUGGAACAACACUAUAUGCAAGUUGCAUGGAUAAUAUUAUUUAUGCAUAUAAUAUUUCAUCAUACAAUAAAAAACCCUUUGCCCAAUAUUAUGGUCAUGAAAAUUCAACGUUUUAUGUUAAAACAUGCCUGAGUUCUGAUGGUCGUUAUUUGGCAAGUGGUUCUAGUGAUGAAAACGCAUACAUUUGGAAAACAAAUAAACCUGGAUUACCUCUUGUACGUCUUACCGGUCAUACCAAGGAAGUAACUUGUGUUGCAUGGUGCAGUGUUGGUGAAAUAAAAAUUGUCACCUGUUCUGACGAUAGUACACAUAGAAUUUGGAAAAUUGGACCAGAACACAAAACAGACAAUGAUCAAGUUGAAAAUGCUGGUCGAGCUGAAGAAGUAACUGGCAUACCACUGCCAAGACAAUCAUCUAUAGAAACAACACCAACAAUUUCACGACGUCGUCGAAUAACUGAUGAACAUACUCCUGGAUCUGAUAGAACUCCUGGAGAUUAUAAUUCUGAUUAUAAUUCUGAAAUAGAAAGUUUAGAUACAGAAAGAAAGAGAACUCAUCAUCAAAUGAUCACAGGUUCUUGGACUGAUGGUAAAUAUAAAUCAACACUUUCACCAAUUCAAGAAAACUGGGAACCACCAGCUAAAAGAAAGUUUCAUACUGUAAAUAGAAGAGCUAGAAGACUAUUUAGUCCUUCAACUUCAAGAGAACAAAGCAAUCAACAAAGUCCUGAUGCAGCUGAUAAUAAUAAAAGACAAACACCAUUUUCACCAACACAUAACUUACCAAAUUACGUUGAAGAUGGAACAGCACCUCAUCUUAUUCAAGUAUCACCUCAAAAAUCAAAAAAAAAUAACUGGCUGACUAUUAUUCAAAAAGAAAGAUUUGAAUCAAAAAAAUUAACAGAUAGUGAAACGUGUGUUGCUGCUGGUAGUCGAAUGACAACUCCAGCAAAAAGAAAUAGUCGUUCAAAAUCAGCUGAACCAAGAAAAACUGAAAAAACAUCUUCGUUGUAUCGUUUUUUCCAUCCAUCCAGUCGUGAUAGCGAUAAAAAUUUAUUUUCUAAAAAUAUUGAAGUUCCUUCACAAUCGGUGGAAAACGGAAAUACUGUUAGAUGAAUAUCCGAAAAGUAUUAUUACUAUUAUUAUUAUUAUUAUUACCAUAAUUUUAAUUUAAUAACUGAUAAAUUAAAUUACUAUGAAAGCCACUUCAUUUUUUGUUCUUACAUGGAUCAGCCAGAAAGAAAAAAAAAGAAGUUCUUUUGUUAUUGCUACGAAAGCAAAUCCAGUAUCUCUCGAGUGUUCUUUUUUAUUUAAUUAAAAAAAUUAAAUUAAUUGUUCUUUCGUAUAAUUAUUUAUUCAGACCAUUGAAAUGACGUUGUAAUGUUGAUAUUUGUAUUGGUUACAUUAAGAUAUUUACUCUAUAGUAUUUUUCUACUUGUGAAUCUUUUUUUUCAUAGUAUUUUCGUAGAAAUUUUACUCUAAAAAAAUGUAUGUUAGUUAAUUGCCUGCUUCUACAAAUAUACCUCUAUUCCAUUAGGAUAUUUUUUCUUAUCAACAUUUUUUUUUAUAAAAGUUGUAAUUUAAGCAUAAAAUGUAUAUAGUAUUUGUGAUGAAAUAUAUGUUUUUCAACAACACAAAAA